This is a messenger RNA of Aspergillus nomiae NRRL 13137, 1248 nucleotides long. Its product is annotated as putative MFS monocarboxylate transporter. Gene Ontology annotation, molecular function: transmembrane transporter activity. The record is from RefSeq and is a predicted model, not a curated record. The transcript has 2 exons. Bases 1 to 1248 code for a protein of 415 amino acids. Gene Ontology annotation, biological process: transmembrane transport. Lineage: Eukaryota; Fungi; Ascomycota; Eurotiomycetes; Eurotiales; Aspergillaceae. Gene Ontology annotation, cellular component: fungal-type vacuole membrane.
AUGAGCGACACAACGGCGCAGAGUGAGAAGAGCAUGGAUACUAAACCUCCACAGCCUCAAGAACCUCCAUCCAGACCUGCCGGUGGACCAUCUCCCCCACCCAAUGGAGGCUCUUUGGCAUGGCUGAAUGUCUUGGGCAGUUUCAUGCUCUAUUUCAACACCUGGGGUAUCCUCAACACGUUCGGUGCUUACCAGACUUACUAUGAGUCUGGGGUGCUCUUCACUGCGAGUUCUUCUGAUAUUUCCUGGGUUGGCUCGAUCGCAGCCUUUAUGUUGCUGUUUGUGGGACUCUUUGUCGGCCCGAUUUACGACCGUGGCUUCCUCCGCACACUCCUUAUCGUGGGUGGUUUCAUGGUCGUCUUCGGGCAUAUGAUGCUCAGUCUCUGCAAGACCUUCUGGCAAGUUCUGCUCGCCCAAGGCUUCGUGGUCGGUAUCGGGACCGGCUGUCUUUUUGUGCCUUGCGUCGCUAUCAUCCCUCAGUACUUCAGCACCAAGAUGGGCAUGGCCAUGGGUAUCGCUGCCUCGGGCUCCGCCCUGGGAGGUGUUAUUUAUCCCGUCGUGCUGUAUCGACUGAUCAACGAGAUCGGCUUCCCUUGGGCUGUUCGCGUCAUUGGAUUCAUUGCGCUGGGAACCCUGCUGAUCCCCUUAUCUGUGAUGAAGCUCCGUGUCAAGCCCCCCAAGGUUCGCGCCAUCUUAGAUCCGACCGCGUUCACUGAUGCCGGCUACAUGACAUUCAUCCUCACCUCUCUCGUCGCCUACAUGGGCUUGUUCGUUAUCCUGUUCUACCUCUCCUACUACUCUGCCGCGGAGCACAUCACCGACGAAUCCCUCGCUUUUUACCUGGUCACCAUCUUCAACGCCGCAUCUGUGUUUGGCCGGACCAUCCCCAACAAGAUGGCCGACAAGAUGGGUCCCUUCAACCUUCUCGUACCGGCCUCCUUGAUCUCCGGUAUGCUGAUGCUGCUCAUGAUGGUUUGGUGCUCUGAUCGGCUUGCCGCCCAUGUGCUUGCCAUGCUCACCAAGGAUAAGUCGCGACUGGGCACUCGAAUUGGUAUGGGUUACGCUAUUAUUGCUCUGGGUGUCCUCAUCAGCGGCCCCAGCAGUGGCGCGAUCCUGCGGACCGGUGGUGACUCCCUUAACUGGCACAGCUUGUGGACCUUUGGUGGUGUACCGACUUGCGCUGCUGGUCUGUUGUACGCUGCAAUCCGUGUGGCCAAGUACGGCCCCAAGCUUGCGAUUAAGGCAUAG